Messenger RNA from Penicillium bovifimosum, 2442 nucleotides. RefSeq lists its product as uncharacterized. The record is from RefSeq and is a predicted model, not a curated record. The transcript has 2 exons. Gene Ontology annotation, biological process: DNA damage checkpoint signaling; DNA repair; mitotic DNA replication checkpoint signaling. The coding region runs from base 1 to 2442 and encodes 813 amino acids. NCBI's taxonomy places the organism in Eukaryota, Fungi, Ascomycota, Eurotiomycetes, Eurotiales, Aspergillaceae. Gene Ontology annotation, molecular function: chromatin binding.
AUGGAGGGUCGUCCUUCUAAAAGAGUACGCAGAUCCAAGGAUGAGACAGUGAGACGGUCAGCUCCAAUCAUUAUCCCAGAUAGCUCCAGUCCGAUUGAAUCACCCUUCGACCUCUCUUCCCGCCCUAAACCCUCUUACUCUCGUGACACAACGCCAACUCGACUUCCCUCCUCCUCCCCUUCUCCGAAUAAAACGACCAAGCCAUCGCCAAAACUAGAGUCAAAAUCCAAGUCCCUGCAUAGCUUCUUCGCGCCCGCCACUGAGGGACAACGAUGGGCUACACAAAAGAUCGAGAAGCAGUCCCUGCCGUCAGUCCAGGAGACAGUGGAUGUGGAUUUAAUUGAGGAUGACUACGACUCCUACGAUGAAAUAUUUACACAGCACCUGGCUAAUGAGCGAGCUGGGACGGACCUGGCGGCCGUAAGCUCCCGGAGUCGGCCUGCGCCAAAGCCUAAACCCCCAGUGAAACCUCGGAAAACGACAAAAAAGUUCCUCUUAACCACAGACCCUGGACAUCCUGCUGCGAAGGAACCGCUGGCGCAGGCAGAACCUGAUCGUCGACCAUGGGCCCAGCGGUUCGCUCCGGCUAGUCUAGGCGAAUUGGCUGUUCACAAGAAAAAGGUGUCGGAUGUACAGCAUUGGCUGGAAGGUGCCUUUGCUGGAAGGCGCUCUGAGAGACUACUCGUGCUACGGGGCCCGGCAGGAAGUGGGAAGACAACCACCAUAUCUCUACUCUCUGACUCAAUCGGAUAUGAUAUAAUCGAGUGGAAGAACCCACCGGUAUCGGAAUUUGGAGCUCACGGUUAUCAAUCCGUGAGUGCUCAUUUCGAAGAGUUUCUUGGACGGGGUGAUAAGUUUGGAGGCCUUGACCUCGAAAGUGCCAGCGAACUCGAUCAACAGAAGCACGGGAAACACCGAGACCGGCGAAUCCUGCUCAUUGAGGAGUUUCCAACUGUGCUUGGUCGGGCGUCCUCCGCUCUCACAUCGUUUCGGACUUCUCUUCAACAAUAUUUGGCUGCCUCUGCGACUAGUCAUGCGAGCAGUCCUGGAUCGAAUCACCCGCCCAUCGUGAUCAUUGUGUCGGAGACCUUGUUGGCAUCUGCCUCCUCGAUCUCAGAUAACCUGACAGUUCAUCGGUUGCUGGGACCAACGAUUUACAAUCACCCGGGGACCACGAUAUUGGAUUUUAAUAGCAUUGCUCCCACUUUUAUGCACAAGGCUUUGCGGUCUAUCUUGGAUAAAGAAGCGCAGACCUCUCGACGUGUCCAGAUACCUGGACCUGGAGUCAUUGACCGAAUCUCUGAAAUCGGCGAUAUUCGCAGCGCGAUUUCAUCUCUCGAGUUCCUCUGUCUCAAAGGUGAUGAGGAGGGAAGAUGGGGAGGUCGCGUGGUCAAGACGAGGAAGGCCCGAAGCGAGGUGGCUUUGACAGCGAUGGAGAAAGAGUCUCUCAAGAUGAUCACACAGAGAGAGGCCAGUCUGGGCAUGUUUCACGCCGUUGGAAAAAUCAUAUACAACAAACGUAUGGAUCCCAGUUUGAUUGUGGACGAUGUUGAGAUCCUCCCACCACCGCCCAGUUACCUGCUUCACCGUCAUCGGCCGAAAGCUUCGCAGGUAUUGGUCAACGAACUAGUCGACGAGACCGGGACCGACGUUUCAACAUUCAUUAGCGCUCUCCAUGAGAAUUACGUACCAUCUUGCGAUGGGGAUGAUUUCACGGAUUGCCUGGAUGAUUGUAUUCAGGCACUCUCCGAUAGCGAUAUCCUCAGCGCGGAACGCCGACCAGGGCAAGGUGCACGCGCGGGGAUAGGAACUGGAAUCACAUCUUUCGGCAGCGGCGUAGAUGUGCUCCGCCAAGAGGACAUGAGUUUCCAGGUUGCAGCACGAGGUCUUUUGUUUGCCCUUCCAUACCCGGUCAAUAGACGAGUUGGGUCUGGGAGUGGACGAAGCCGCGCGGGCGAUGCCUACAAGAUGUUCUACCCGGCAUCUCUGCGGUUAUGGAGAGAAUCUGAGGAAAUCGAGGGCUUAAUUGAUUCAUGGGCGAAUCAAUUGCUCGACCCUUUCGCGCAGCAACAUCUCUCACGGACUGACGCUGAUCUCACGGGUGUCAGUGGCUGGAAGAGUCUCCAGGUGGGAAGAUCGGCAUCAACCAACUCAGACAAUACAGAACAUAGCCCGAGUGUGGCCACGAUGAUGCCCCGUCAUGAUCUAUUGCUUUACCAGCUGCCCUACAUGGCUGCCAUUCGGCGCCAGGACCCGGGUUGUUGGCAGUUGGAUAAAAUCACCAGCAUUCGCACGAAUAGUCUUCGCAACGAUGACAUGGAGGACAUGGAGGAGCGUGCAACACGAACAUCGCGCGUGUAUCAACCUAGCAGUGGUGUUGGAUCCAGGCCAUCCCAGAACGAAGAGAAAUUGAUCCUCAGCGACGAUGAUAUUGUCGAUUGA